CUAGCCUUGUGCACUCAGGCAGUUCAAAGCCCACACACACACUCUCUCUCAUCAACCUUAUCUCUUCUUCAACAAAUCUCUCUCUCUCUCUCUCUAUCUGUGUUACUGGUUUGGAGCUUCAAUUUUCAUGCUUCAGUUCAUGUAAUAUGCGAAUGCUUAGAGAGCUUGUAAUUUCCAUUCUCUUCUUGCCAUAAAGGAGGAAUUAGAAGAAGAAGAAAUGCCUUUAGUUAGGUAUCAAGUGAGAAACGAGUAUGGAUUGGGGGAUCCAGAAAUUUACAGGUCUGCAAAGAAAGAUGAUUCCCCUGCUCUGCUCGAAGGCGUUGCGGUUGCAGGUCUGGUUGGUAUAUUGCGCCAGCUCGGUGAUCUUGCCGAGUUUGCUGUAGAGAUUUUCCAUGACUUACAUGAGCAAGUGAUGGCUGUAGCUGCAAGGGGCCAUAACAUGAUGAUUCGUUUAGAAUACUUAGAGGCGGAGAUUCCAUCUGUUGAGAAAUCCAUUUUGAGUAAAAAAACCCAUAUACAGUGUGCUUAUUCAAAAGGUUCUGAAUGGCAUACUCAAAUUCAAAUAGACCAAAAUCACCUCACUCGAGGUGACUUACCUCGAUUCAUUAUGGAUGCCUAUGAAGAGUGUCGUGGUCCUCCCAGAUUAUACUUGCUAGAUAGGUUUGAUACGGGUGGUUCUGGUGCAUGUUUGAAGCGAUAUUCAGAUCCAUCUUUUUUUAAGAAGAAAUGGGUGGGUUCGGAACUUAUGAAAGCAGAGAAAUUCCAAAAGGAAAAGAAAGCCCAUAGGAACAAGAAGAAGGCACAACAUGAAAGGAAUGGAGAAGACCGAGAUGUUGGCUCGAUUUCUCAGCACAAUGCCAGCAGUAGAUGCUUCUCAUCUUUGGAGACCAAUGAGAAGAUCGCGAGGACUGAGAGGAUGUCCACUCCUGAUAUGAAGUUGAAACCUCAACAGGUGAAUGGGUCACGGUCCGUUGAACUGAUUAAGGGCACAGGCUCAGUGAGACCUAUUUUUGGUGCAAAUUCACCUCCUGGACUUGAAGAACCGGAAACCAACUUGUCUGCUACUCCUUCCUUAAAGAUUAGGUCUUUUGGUCGUAUAAGCACAUCAACUCCAUCAACUCUCUCUCUUGAACUGAACCAAAUGGUUGCAGAGGAUAACAGAUCAUCACAUGAAUCAGUGCACCAGGAAAGCAUCCACGAUUCUGUAAUGUGGGAGGAGAAAACUGAAGUUUUAAUACCUGAAGUUGAGCUAGCUAUUAGUUCGAUUGAUGCUUCAGAGUCAUUAUUAUUAUCUGGAUUGGAAGAAAGGCCUUCAAAUUAUGGGAAUGGAGUUGAUCAGGUUAUGUCACCAUCUGGACAUGAAGAAGGGAGUGGAAGUCAAGGCCAAUCUGAUGGCACUGCCUGCGAGACAGAUACUUACAUGGAUGCACGUGCUACUAUGGAUUCUGAUACCGAGAUGGAUCCUCCUUGCAAAAAGGAAGGGGAGAUGAAGCUCCUGUCAUCUCUGAUUCAGGGGUUUUCUCCUAAUGGUGAUAGUUUUAGAAGCCUAGGAUCGCCCAUGAGAACUCCACCUGAUGACCAUGAAGUUCCCUUAGGGACUGGUUCGGCAUGUAGUCAUACCCCCUCUAAUCAUGAUACUAGCAACUCGCAGUAUUUGGCAUGUGAAGGGCCCACUCAAACUUCCGCAUCUGGUUUUUCAGAGAACUGUAUUUCUGAAUCUUUUUCUGAUAUUGUUUCGGUGAGGUUAUGGACAAAUGGUGGUCUUUUAGGUCUUGAACCUGCAAAACCUAUGAAUAUUGGGAAUGCAGGCAAUCAGGCGCCGAAUGCUUCUGCCAUGGUAACAACAAAUAAUGCAGAAUGCAGCAGUCAAGACACAGAUUCAACCUCUAUGGCACAUUCAACACGAGCACCUUUGGAAGAGCAAACAAGGAACCCUGGUCGACUCAUCGAAUGCCCUUAUAACUUUAGACCCAACAUGGAGAACCGAGGUAACCGUGAGGAUUUUGUAAUUAAACAAAAGUGUCAGGAAGAUUUGGCAUUGCAGUUAGAGCUUAAACAAGGUAAAAGCUUCAAACCAUCUAACAAUCAACUAAGCAAUGGUAGUGAAGAGAAUUUUGUAGAUGCUUCAGUUGUAUCUUCUAAAGCUGAAUUACAAAAUUCUAGCAGUUUCGAAGGUAAAUCAUCAGCUGACCAUACCGAACAAUCUGAUGAUUUGGUCUCUAAAGCCCAUGUAAAAACCAACCUUGUGAAGUUUCAGGGGGGAUCUCUUCGAAUUGAUCCAGCGACUUCCUCUGGAAAUACAAAUUCAAAAGUUCUUGCUAAUGACAAAUUUUGGUCACUGCAGCAUUCAUUCUCAUCCAAGGCUGGUUAUAAUGGGCCGCCUUCACCCCCAUUAGAACACAUGAAGAUCUCUUUCCAUCCCAUGAAUGGCUCUUCCACUUCUCAAUUCAAACUGUCAUUUCCUGAUGGGCAUCGUUUUGGUGGGAGGAUCAAAGACCUCUCUCUAUGCCCUUCCCUUUCUCUCUCUGACCCAGCAGUUCCUCUGCAUGAUGCUAGUGAAACAGAGUCUGCCCUAGACCUUGGGGUUCUCUCUUUGAAGGAUCAGGAAACCCAAUCCAAGAUUUUCCAUGGAGAUUCAGAGGUGCUAAAACAUGCAGACAGUGAAUAUGAUUCUGAAGACUACAGCACCGAGGAAUUCCACAAGCGAUCCCCUGGAUUCUCAGUAAAUCUUAUUAGUCAAGAGUCUGAAUCUGAGAGCUGGAUUUGCGAUGACACAAAUGGGAGUAAGGAUGAGAGGUAUGAUGGAUUGUGUAGAGUUUCAUCAGACACAUCGAUAUCUAGUUCUCUAGGGCUAGAUGGUACUAGUAGUCUUCCUUUCCCUGAAGACUGUGAAUUUGGUGGUCCAUAUGGAGGGAAUGGAAAUAGGUCUCCAUUCUCAAUGUCAUCAUCAUCAGUGGAACUUCUUGCAAAUUUGGGUACUGUAAAUUCUACAUUGGUUCCUGAAAGUAAGGAUCUGAGAUACUCAGAACCAGAAUCAUCAGUAAAUUUAGCAUCUCUACAAGAAAUAUCACUAAACUUGGCUGCCCCAGAAAGUAUUGGUUAUGAAACUGAGACAUAUGAGAUGCCACCACCUCCCCCCCUUCCUCCUGUUGAAUGGAGGACUAUGAAAACGCCUCUUCCAGGGCUGGAAAACAAACAAGAAACUGCUAUUCAUGCUUCCACAAUCGCAAGUAUGCACACUCCAGAUAUUAAAACUGUUCCACAAUCUGAGGAAGGCAUAGCCAAAGGAGCCCUGAUGGCUGCCUUAAAUUCAAAUGGAAAGAGCACGCUGAAAAAGCACGAGGCUUCAGUUCAGCCUCCAAGGAGUGAGCCACUGGAUGAAAGGACUAUGUUGCUAGAGCAAAUCAGAACAAAGUCAUUCAGCUUAAGACGCACGACCACUGCAAGGCCCAACCUGUCACCUGGCCCCACAACCAACAUCAAUGUAGCCGCUAUUUUGGAGAAGGCUAAUGCAAUCCGCCAGGCCUUUGCUGGAAGUGAUGAUGGAGGCGAUGAUGACAAUUGGAGUGAUGCUUGAAUGUGCUAUUGUGAGCAUGUGACAUUCAUUCGGGACAUGACCAACAACUUGUAUCCAUGCAAGAUGGCCAUGGGGAAGGAUCAGCUCAGGAUUAUUCUGUUUUACCAUGUGAAUUAAGAGAAAAAUGAGUUAAUCAUGUACAGUCCGUGCUUUUCAAGAUGCGUUGUAUUUUCAUAGGUUUUCAAUUGAGUUAUUGAUGGUGCCAAUUGGGCUGGUUCCACCUCCUGUGAAGAUUGACAUGUCCAACCCACUUGUAUUUAAGAAAGGUUUGGUUCACAGUUCUUUAAAAGAGGUCUGUAAGAAAAUAUGUAUGGAUUUUGGCUUCCACAAUUUGUAUCGCCAUAAUUUUUGUUGCCGACAAAAGAGUUCCA
Amborella trichopoda is the source of this 3948-nucleotide messenger RNA. RefSeq names its product SCAR family protein (gene WAVE2). Gene Ontology annotation, cellular component: cytoskeleton. NCBI's taxonomy places the organism in Eukaryota, Viridiplantae, Streptophyta, Magnoliopsida, Amborellales, Amborellaceae. Gene Ontology annotation, biological process: actin cytoskeleton organization; positive regulation of Arp2/3 complex-mediated actin nucleation. The record is from RefSeq and is a predicted model, not a curated record. Gene Ontology annotation, molecular function: protein kinase A regulatory subunit binding; Arp2/3 complex binding.